UUAGAACCCCAACGACCUCGACCUCCACGCACCACAAUGGCGUCGACGUCCCUCUCAUUCCGGCCCUUGAGCUGCUGGACGUCACUACUGCGAAAAUCGCCAUCGCCAUUACAGAAAACCAUCGUGAGCUCUCGAGCUCUGACGACGUACUACAAACCCAAACCAAUCGACGCACCCUUCGUCCGUAUGUUGCCCUCCUACCUAUCCAUUUCCAAUGGCUCCCAUACUCAUUCCAAGCAGCCAAAAAGAAGAUCAAAGCCUUCCCCCCACCCUCUUCCUUUCGCGCCCACUGCAAAGAGCCAAUUCAAGCAGUAGUAACAUCUCAAAUCGCCCUCCUCGACCCCACGGGCGACCGCACAACCCUCUUCUCCAAAGCCAACCCCGAAGCGGCGCACGUAGGAGACAUCCUCCUCGUGCGUCUCAAGAACGGCGACCCCUUUGCAGGCGUCUGUAUCAACAUCCGACGUCGCGGCGUCGAUUCUGGCAUUUUACUGCGCAAUGAGUUGACGCGAGUGGGUGUAGAAAUGUGGUUUAAGAUCUAUAGUCCGAACGUGGAGGGAAUUGAGGUGGUGCAGCGCCGUGAGAAGAGGGCGAGACGCGCAAGAUUGACAUAUAUGCGUAAGCCCAAGCAUGAUAUGGGAAGUGUACAGAAUAUUGUGCUGGCGUACCAGAGGUCGAGGGGGGCGCUGCGGGGUGCGGCGGCAGGGGGAGCAGUGGGUCAUGAGAAUAAGGGGGGUAAGAGGAAGGUCAAGGCGAAGGGAAAGAGGUAG
Messenger RNA from Hymenoscyphus albidus, 770 nucleotides. The record is from the annotation of a GenBank genome assembly. NCBI's taxonomy places the organism in Eukaryota, Fungi, Ascomycota, Leotiomycetes, Helotiales, Helotiaceae.